CGGCGGCACCGCCUCCUGCUCGGCACAAACUCUCAGGCUCUCUGAUCGCCUGCUCUCGGUCGUGUGUUUCCCCACAGACGGCGGGGAUGUUCCGGCUCUGGUUCAAAGUGGCGGCGGUCCUGUGGCUGGUCCCCGGGACGCUGGGAGGCGCAGCCCGUCUGUACACGGAGGAGGACCCGCUGGUGAUCCUGAGCAGCGGCAGCCUGAGGACCACCGUCAGUAACUCCUCGUCGGCCUGGCUGGUCCAGUUCUUUUCGUCCUGGUGCGGACACUGCAUCCAGUACUCCGGCACCUGGAAGGCUCUAGCCGGGGACGUCCAAGAGUGGCAGGAGGCCAUCAGUGUCGGGGUGUUGGACUGCGCUCAGGAGGAAAACUUUGAUGUCUGUAAAGAAUUCAGCAUCAAGUUCUACCCGACAUUCAAGUAUUUUCGGGCCCACAGUCUGCCGACAGACCGAGGGACAACCUACAAAGGUGCAGACAGAGAGAUCCAGUCGGUCCGACAGCUGAUGGUCAACAUCCUCCAGAACCACACCAGGAUGGACCGGCCCCAGCACUGUCCCCCCUUAGAACCAUACAGUUCUGCAGAGCUGCUUCCUUUGCUGGGUCAGAGGUCCGAUAACUUCACCGCCAUCAUCGUGGAGGAACCGGACUCGUACGUCGGCCGAGAGGUGAUCCUGGACCUGCUGCAGUACUCAGGUGUUCAGGUGAGGAGGGCUCUGAGCUCAGAUCUGCCCCUGCUGGACGCUCUCAAGAUCUCCACCUUCCCCUCCAUCUACCUGCUGCAGCCCAACGGGACGCACACACACCUGCACAGUGACAAGAAGCUCCGGUUCUUCUUCUCCUCCCUGCUGAAGGCGUUACCUGGAGUCCAGCGGCGGUCGCAGGCAGCCAGCAGCAGCUCCAGCGUGGGCCAGGUGGAGGCACUGCAGGAACCCUGGAGGGACUUUGACAGAUCCAAGGUGUACCUGGCGGACCUGGACUCGGCGCUGCACUACCUGCUGAGAGUGGAGAUGGCCACGCACACCACGCUGGAGGGGGAGGAGCUUCAGGUCUUCAAGGACUUCGUCACCAUGGUCGCCAAGCUGUAUCCAGGUGGAGCCUGGGUAGUGAAGCUGAUGGAGACGCUCUCUGAUUGGCUGCUCAGUCUGCCGCUGCAGCGAAUCCCCUAUCAAGCUGUUCUGGACCUGGUGGACAACAAGAUGAGGAUCUCAGGUGUGUACCUGGGGGCGGAGCUUCACUGGGUUGGUUGCCAGGGCAGCAGGGCGGGGCUCCGAGGUUACCCCUGUUCUCUCUGGACCCUGUUCCACGUUCUGACGGUCCGACACGAGGCCACGCCCACCGCCCUGGACAACACAGGUGUGCAGCUAGGCUCCGCCCCCGUCCUCCAGGUGAUGCGUCGCUACAUCAGGACGUUCUUCGGCUGUGAGGUCUGCGGUCGACACUUUGAACAAACGGCAGCAGACAGUUUAGAUUCAGUCCAGAGCAGAGAGGAGCAGAUCCUCUGGCUGUGGAGGACACACAACAGGGUCAACAACAGGCUGGCAGGUUCUCUCAGUGAUGAUCCUCUCUUUCCUAAGUCUCCGUGGCCCAGCACCUCCCUCUGCUCCUCCUGUCAUGAGGAGAAAAAUGGCGUCCACGUGUGGAACCAUGACAACGUGCUCCACUUCCUGCAGCGUCACUACGGCAACGCCAACCUGUCCCCCCGCUACUCGCUGACCCCUCCACCUCCUCCUGAGCGCGCUCAGAGCGGCCGGCCAGAGGGGCAGGAGCCCCGAGGAGGAGGACGGGGGAGGGAGGAGGAGCUUCGCCACGGUAACCAGGCAGCAAGGGAGGAGCAGCGGGAGGUUCUGGUCCGGUCCAGUUCUGGUUCUGUGUGGAUCCUGGGUUCUCUGGGCUUCAACAGCGUGGACAUGAGUCUGUGUGUCCUCCUCUACGUGUCCUCCUGCCUCGUCCUCAUGCUGCUCUUUUUCUUCUUCAAAGUCCGCUCCAGGAGGUGGAAGCUGCGGACCGCACGGCUGCACGUCUGACCAGGACCGGACCAAUGGACUGGACCGGACCAGACUGCACUGGAACGGACUGGACCAGAUCACCAGAACCGGAUCGGACGGGACUGGACCCACCAGAACCAGACUGGACCACUAGAACUGGUGUAAUCUGGGUCAGAGCUGGUUCCGGACAGAGUUUGAUUUAAACCUCAUCAGUCGAUCGAUCAGAAUCAUUGAUUAUCAGAUUAAUUAAGUCAUUUUUAAACGAAGCUGUCAGAACUUUGAGGUUCUGAAGACUGGACCGGUCAGAACUUUGAGGUUCUGAAGCUGCGUCGUGUUUUAUGGGGUGAAUUUACAUUUUUAGUAGAAUUAAAAUGAAAGUGAAACUAAGAAACUAAAAAAGUAAAAAUCCAGUUUUUAUUCUGAUUUCAAUUUGUUUUUAAAAUGUUCAGAUUUUUAUUUUAUUUUUAAAAACUGCGUUUUGAUGUUUUUGAUUUUAUUUAAUUUUAUUUUAACUGUGUUAGUUUGUUCUGUUUCAUUUUAAUUUAACUACAUUUAAUUUAUAGUUUUUAUUUAUUUUGUUUUGUGCAGCUUUUUCUGAACCAGGAAGCAGCGUAAAAAAAGGAGCAGUCGGUUCCGUCCGGUCCUCAGUGUCUCGGUUCUGUCUGGUCGUUCGUGUGUCGGUUCCGUCUGGUCCUCGGUGUCUCAGUUCCAUCGGUUCCAUCAGGUCCUCGGUGUGUCGGUUCUGUCUGGUCCUCGGUGUCUCGGUUCUGUCGGUUCCAUCAAGUCCUCAGUGUGUCGGUUCCGUCUGGUCCUCGUUUGUCGGUUCCGUCUGGUCCUUUUUUGUGUCCGUUCCCUCUGGUCCUCGGUGUCUCGGUUCCGUCGGUUCCAUCAGGUCCUUGGUGUGUCGGUUCUGUCUGGUCCUCGUGUGUCGGUUCCGUGGGCCCGCGGGCCUCAGCAGCAGAGUCCAGAACAAAGACUUGAACUUGAAUGAAACUUUCUUCCUGUGAACCAACCAAUCACAGUCCGUCCUGACAGCCAAUCAGCUGCGUUUCUGAACCAGAACCAGCUCUGACCCAGAGCUGUGAAAGCUGUGAAACCAAGUCUGGACUCUGAGAUCUCAUUUAUGUAUUUUUGCACUUCAGACUCGGGUCGGAUCAUCAGACCAGGUGUGUCUCACCUGGACCGGACCGGACCUCUGGACUGGGUUUACAUCCCAGAAUCUCUCAGGAGGGACGUGAAGGAUGACGGGAGACAGAGACCUGAACCGGAUCAGAACCUCCCAGAGU
Messenger RNA from Amphiprion ocellaris (clown anemonefish), 3274 nucleotides. RefSeq names its product quiescin Q6 sulfhydryl oxidase 2 (gene qsox2). The transcript is spliced from 12 exons. Gene Ontology annotation, molecular function: protein disulfide isomerase activity; flavin-dependent sulfhydryl oxidase activity. Gene Ontology annotation, biological process: protein folding. Lineage: Eukaryota; Metazoa; Chordata; Actinopteri; Pomacentridae. Gene Ontology annotation, cellular component: Golgi membrane. The record is from RefSeq and is a predicted model, not a curated record. Bases 87 to 2027 code for a protein of 646 amino acids.